GAUGACAACGAGGAUGACGAGGACGCGGAGAGGACGAGGAAGAGGAAGAGGAAGAAGAAGACCCCCAACCCAAAGGCAAGGGCAAGUCCAAGUCCAAAUCAGCCGACAAGAACACCAACAAGAAGAAGACCAACGCCAAAGACAAAGACAACUCCAAAGACCUCGCCAUCAUCGAGCUCGAGAAGCAAAAGCACAAACAGAAAUGCGACAGCGGCAAGACGUGCCUCUGCACCAAGCCCGCGGCUGAGCACCCGGACGCGCCCUACGUGAUCACAAAGGCGGGCUUCCACAAGCUCAUGAACAAGCAGGUCGACUGCCAGCUCCGCGACCCGGACAGCUUCCUCAUGUACACGUCCAACGACGACAUGGUCUACGGCGUGCUGCAGGUCCUGCAGAACCUCGUGCACGACUACGAGGAGGCCAAGAGCAACUGGCGGGAGCAGUGGGUUAUCUGCGAGGCGAUUUGCCCGUUGAUUUGGUACCUUAAUGGUGAUGACUUCGCCAUGGCCGACGACAGCGAGUUCGUCGACGAAACAGUAAAACUCAUCGGCAACCUCUUCCUCGCAACCCUCGCCCCGGACUCGGAAGUGCAGGACCUUGGCUGCGUCAUGGCCGGCAUGCCCAAGACUGCCUCCGCCUUCCGCGGCUUCGACCUCUUACAAGACGAGACGGUUCACAAAAAGUCCAAGAAGCGUCCUUUAGCCUUCACAUCCGAGAAUUUUGACAGCUACGUCGCCUCGUACGCAAAGAAGCACGGCAUCACCCUCAAGGAUAUCCCCGGGCUCCAGGCCCUCGUCAAGGACGUCAAUGACGAGGACGAGCUGCCCAAUGCCGGGGACCACGGCGAGGACCCUUUGGGGUGGGCGGAUGCGCUGGUGUCGUAUAAGAAGGGGAGGAAGAUUGGCGGGGAUGAUUUGAAUAUUACGUCGUGGACGCUUGCGGAAAGGAAUCAACAUGCUUUUAGUAAGAAGGAUCUGUUGGGCAAGAAGGAGAUUGAUGCGAUCAAGAAUGGUAUGGUUAUGAUGCUGGGCUGAGAAUCGGGUCUGACGUUGGUGUUGGAUCGGGUAUUGAUCUGGGAGCUGCUUUUGUGACUGUAGUCGUGAGAGAUACCACUCUGUAUUAUUGGACUGAGACUACCGUGUUCAAGU
Messenger RNA from Colletotrichum godetiae, 1148 nucleotides. RefSeq lists its product as uncharacterized. The transcript is spliced from 2 exons. Bases 297 to 1034 code for a protein of 245 amino acids. The record is from RefSeq and is a predicted model, not a curated record. Lineage: Eukaryota; Fungi; Ascomycota; Sordariomycetes; Glomerellales; Glomerellaceae.